Messenger RNA from Spirodela intermedia, 102 nucleotides. Lineage: Eukaryota; Viridiplantae; Streptophyta; Magnoliopsida; Alismatales; Araceae. The record is from the annotation of a GenBank genome assembly.
AUGUUAAAGGCAACCAUCACUUCUCUCUUCGGUUCUUUGCUCAUGUCAUGCAUAUGCACGUCCGCUAUGGUUUGGUUCAUUGCUGGGAAGGAUGUAUGCUGA